AUGUCCGCGGACCAGCAGUCCGCCGAGGCGAUCCGCAGCUCCGGCAACUCGUCCGAAAUCGCGGUCUUCCUAACCUUCGGAAUCGUGGUGGCCUUGGUCAUCGUCCUGAACUACCGCCGUGCUGCCCGGGCCCGGCGCCGCCAGGAAGAGCAGGAGCGCCGACGCCGCGCGUCCACUUCCGCCGUUCUGCAGGCGGCGCUGGCGGUCCUGCUGAUACAGGCGCCGCCGCCACCACAGCGCACGCGCUACCGCGACAGGACGUCGGCGUCCGACUCCUCCGCCCCGCGCGAGACUCAGGAGCCGGCUGCACCCAUGGAGGAGCUGCUGGUGUGCACGUACCUUAGGGCCGACGGGUGGCAGGAGGCAACAUGCCCGGUAUGCCUUUCGGAAAUGGAGGACGGCGAAAUUGUGAGGGUGCUGCCGGUGUGCAUGCACUACUUCCACGACGCCUGCGUUGCCGAGUGGCUGCGGCAAAAUAAUACCUGCCCGCUCUGCCGCGGGCCGCCUGCGGCAGGAGCCGAUUCUGCUCCAGCCGCGUGGUAUUGA
This is a messenger RNA of Lolium perenne, 546 nucleotides long. The record is from RefSeq and is a predicted model, not a curated record. Lineage: Eukaryota; Viridiplantae; Streptophyta; Magnoliopsida; Poales; Poaceae.